UCGGUAAGCCUAAUGGACCUGAUGCACAUGAUGGAGGAUGCCUUUUUUGUCUUUUUUGUUUUCCUUUUCGACUUAUUCGUCAGCAGUGGCACAGCGACGGGGCUUGCACUUGCACUUGACAUUCUUCCAACUUGACGGACAGCGCGACACUGUCGAGCAGGACACGACAAACGACACGUUCUGUCACUCUGGGCCUUGGAACGACGCCGUUGUAUCACGCCUUGAAGGCUUGCUGAUAACGCGUGUACUUAUUGGUUAUUCGUGUGCAACUAAUAAUUACACGAUUAUCCCGGCGGCAAAACAGGCCCUGCUCCAUCUUUAUCUCUCUCUUACACCAUCACCACACCACCUCCUGCCACCUCCACAAUGUCGAGGCAGCCCAAUCUCGAGUCUGUUGCUGGCGACCCCCUCAUAAGCAGCGACCUCGCUGCCUUCUCACCCUCUCGUUCUCGUCUCGCACACCGUUCCGUUCUCUCGGCUCUCUCUUCAGAAAGUAUGCUUGAGGAACCUUCGGAGCAUGAGCCGCUUCUCCGUCCUGGUCGGCCGAGAAAGCCCUUCUAUAGAGCAAGGCCGCUCUGGCUAGUCCCUUUCGCCAUCACGGCGGCACUCACUCGUGGCAUGACCACUGCACCCCGAGUCGAAGUCUUCACACAGCUUGCCUGUUCUCGCCUCCAUCCACAUCCUUUCAAUCACACUCUUGUAGAAGUGCCAUCCUUUUCUAGUGAUCACAUCAUAUCUAUAUCCUCAUCUGUGGACCCCCUUGGACCCCAUCUCUCUCCUUCUUAUUUAACCCAGGUGAUACACUUCGACUAUACCGCCAAUCGCACCUCUGACGACGACCCGCGCGACCUCCCUUCUCCACAAUGCCUUUCUGAUCCUGCAGUUCAGGCUGCCGCUGCACAGCUUCAAACAAUUAUGGUCACGACUAUGGGCCUUCUCUCAGCACUCACUACAGGUUGGUGGGGUCAUUUUGGGGAAAGGCACGGGCGUACGAAAGUGUUAGCCAUUGCGACAUCUGGUCUAUUUUUCACGGACCUCAUGUUUAUUCUCGUCUCGACCCCGGAUUCCCCCUUGUCGUCACAUGGUCACAAGUUAUUAAUUAUCGCUCCCAUCAUCGAGGGGUUCCUUGGUGGGUGGUCCACCCUCCAAAGCGCUACCAGUGCCUAUGUAUCCGAUUGCACAUCUUCUGGAUCUCGGGCGACCAUAUUCUCCCGGUUCACAGGUGUAUUCUACGUUGGAUUCAGCAUGGGACCUGCCAUUGGGGGUUGGAUAAUCAAAAACGGUAUAGGCACGCGAUCAGGACAGCCAAAGUCAGUCACAGCGGUAUUCUAUCUAGCCGUGUUAUGUUCCUUCACGAACCUUCUCCUUGUACUCUUUGUGUUCCCCGAGUCUUUAUCCGCUGAGAAGAGAGAAGAAGCUGCAAGAGAACAUGCUAUGACUCACUCAGCCAAGGGCAAGGCCAGAGAUUUGAGAGGGCAGGACUCGGGCAACAAUGACCAAGGUCCCAGCACUUCUUCAGACGAAGGAGUCUCGGAGACCAAGCGUUUUGCCAUCAUUCGUAGUUUCUUGAGUCCCUUGUCUAUAUUCCUACCUGUGACCAUCAUAGAAGCAGAGGGAGACAGAAGACAUCGAGAUUGGAGUUUGACCAUGUUGGCAGCAGCGUUAUUCGGGUAUAUGCUCUCAACGGGCAUUUACCAACUCAAGUACUUGUACGCUGUUCACGUGUAUGGCUGGGGUGCCGAGCAACUCAGUUAUUACAUCUCUUUCAUGGGUGGUGCUCGAGCCACAUUCUUACUCCUUCUUUUGCCUUUCUUCAUUUCCGUGCUCAAGCCGAAAGUGAAAACGCCAGCCAAAUCUUCCAACGGCAAAGCUACGAAACCUAAAUCAACCAAAGCACACCUUGCUCGGGAAAUACGGUUUGAUCUGCUCCUGACCCGGAUUUCGUUUGUCAUCGACAUAUUGUCCAACGUGCUUGUGGUGCUAUCGCCAGCGCCCAUAUACAAAGUGCACACGUCUUCCUCUCCAUCUUCACCGGCUUCGAGACAUAGUGAAGCACUAUUCGUAAUGGCCAGCUCAUUAACUAGCAUGGGAUGUGGUGCGGUGCCGGCGGUGCAAAGCCUCGCUUUAUGUAUCACCCAGGCAAGAACAAUCAUAGAAACCGGGGCUGGUCCAGAGGAUCAAGCCAAGGGCAGUGCAGGUACUGGCAGGUUGUUCGGUGCAUUAGCUGUUCUACAGGCAACUGGACAAAUGAUCCUCGGAGUGAGUACCGACAGUGUGACCCUUGAUAUGUGCCAUGUCUAACGAGUCGUUGGUUGUAGCCCAUGAUAUUCGGUCUUGUCUAUAGCGGCACCGUUGCCACCUACCCAAAGGCGAUAUUCGCGGUUGCCGGAGGAUUCCUGGUGGUUGCCUUGAUGGCGGUGAUGCUUGUGAAGAACCCGGUAGAUUUGUUCAAGGGGAAGAAGAGUAUGAGGUGGGUGAAAGAUA
This is a messenger RNA of Guyanagaster necrorhizus, 2484 nucleotides long. RefSeq lists its product as uncharacterized. Gene Ontology annotation, molecular function: transmembrane transporter activity. The record is from RefSeq and is a predicted model, not a curated record. Gene Ontology annotation, biological process: transmembrane transport. Bases 367 to 2301 code for a protein of 644 amino acids. The transcript is spliced from 5 exons. Lineage: Eukaryota; Fungi; Basidiomycota; Agaricomycetes; Agaricales; Physalacriaceae. Gene Ontology annotation, cellular component: membrane.